AUGGGCGCGGUAACCCUGCAGUCAUCGCUGGGAAACCCCACGCUGCAGCAGCGAGGGGGUAGAGAAGUUGUCACAGAGUACAAAGGAGUUUUUGAGAUGUUUAACAAAGAGGGAAACGGAGAUGUGAAGACACAGGAGCUUGAGAGGCUGAUGAGUUUAAUGGGGAUCAAUCCUACAAAACGAGAGCUCAGCCAGAUGGCCAAAGACGUGGACAACAAUGGUAAAGGGAUGUUUAACUGUGACAGCUUCCUGGGUCUGAUGGCACUGUACCACGAAAGAACCAAAAACCAGGAUGCUGAACUCAAAGCGGCUUUUAAAGUAUUUGACAAAGAGGCCAAAGGAUAUAUCGCCUGGAACACACUCAAGUAUUCGAUGAUGAAUGCAGGGGAACCACUUAAUAAGAUUGCGGCAGAGCAGAUGAUGAAGGAGGCAGAUAAAGAUGGAGGUGGAACCAUUAAUUAUGAAGAAUUUGUGGCCAUGAUGACUGAGGACCCGUUCAAAAUGAACUGA
Messenger RNA from Anarrhichthys ocellatus (wolf-eel), 510 nucleotides. Its product is annotated as calglandulin. Gene Ontology annotation, cellular component: myosin II complex. The transcript is spliced from 5 exons. Gene Ontology annotation, molecular function: calcium ion binding. NCBI's taxonomy places the organism in Eukaryota, Metazoa, Chordata, Actinopteri, Perciformes, Anarhichadidae. Bases 1 to 510 code for a protein of 169 amino acids. The record is from RefSeq and is a predicted model, not a curated record.